AUGAGCUUCAAUGGCUAUCGUGGAAAUGGUGGCGGUGGCUACCGAGAUGACGGUCGUAAUGAUCAAGAGAACGGACGUAGAGGACACCAACAAGGAGGUAGUGGUGGUCGCGCUGACCUUUCUCAUGAUAUGAGACGAAUGGAUAUAAAUGGAGGACGUGGAGGAGCUCGUGGUGGAAACAUGUAUUCCCACAACGGACCAGCCCGUCCGCGUUUCGAACGAAGCGCCGCAGGUGUCGCCAAUCCUGGAGACCUCGUUGGAUCAGCGCACUACCCACGAAUUCCAGUCGCGAAGAAAGAUCUGGAGCACAAUAAGCAGGAGUUCUUCAAACGUCCAGAGGGAUCCGUUUAUGAGAAAAACGUCGGAAGCAAGACGGAACUCUGGACGAAUCAUGCUCUUGUCCAUCUACCAUCCCAAGCCUACCUCAUCCACGAGUAUUAUAUCGAGGUCUAUCGAAACCGAAAGAAACUCGAAAAACGAGAGGAAGCUGCUCCAAUGUUCCGUGAUAUCUGCGCGAGUAAAAAUGGACGAAGCGCGCUUCCGCGAUCCGCCGACUACAUCUUCAAUGAUGUAAAUCUUCUGUGGUCGAUUGAGAAACUUUCAAACUCUCAGGAAACUGUCGGAGACAGGCGAAACUAUUUCGUUUACAAAUACACUCAGAGUUUCGAAUUCGGAGAAGGAAUCGCUCAGAGAGACAGCCAGUUACUCUCCACACUCAUCGACGCCAUUGCAACUGCUCGAGUCAGAAAUCCAAGACUGUGCCAGAACAAGUUCACAGUUUUCAAGAGGAGUAUGUUCAUGAUUCAAGAUGAGAAGUAUCGCGAAGACUUCGAUGAUGCUCCACUUUUCUUGGAACUGAAAAACGGAUUGGAUGCUCGAAUUGGUGUUUCAAUUGGUAUCAAGUUGAACCUCCGUGCUGGAAUCACCGCUUGUUAUGAUUUGUCCCACACUAUGUUCACUCGUCCAAGUUAUCCACUGAUCCGCCUCCUUGUCGAAAUGAUUGCUGGUGAAACAAUAAGUGAUGAGGACUUUGAAAACCAUUGGGACAAUUCUCUGAAAAACGCUAAAGUUACGCAUGGUAACCGGGAAAUCAUGAAGUCAAUUCUCCACAAGAUGAAACUGUGUUAUACUCUCGAGAGUGCAGUGGAAGUUGACGCCACUGGAGAGGUCACGAGUAAUGGAGCGUUGGGAAAUGCCAGACAAGCCAACAGGGACUUCAAAUUCUACGAUGUCACAGAGAAAUCAGCUCAAGAGUUGAUGUUCUUCAAUGAGGAAUUGGGAAGAGAGAUCUCGGUUGCAGAGUUUUUCUUAAACAGAAGAAACAUCCGCCUCCGCUAUCCAAACCUUCCCUGUAUCCAAAAGAAACCAUCAAGAAUGAAUGGUAAUCGGUUCAUCGCUUUUCCAAUGGAAUUUGUCACUCUAAUUGCUGAACCGAAAAGAUACGCCGGAUUGACAACUCUGGAACAAAAGUCUGAAAUGGUUCGAUGGACUACAUUCACAGCCAAACAACGACUUGUCGUACUUCAACAUAUUAUGGCUCAGAAGAAUAUCACGGAUGUUCCAGCUGUCGUUGACAAUAAUGAUAGAUACAUGAAGAGACAUGGAAUCACGAUUGACAAGGAAAUGCUCUCUGUGAAAGCUUCAGUACUCCCACCACCUACAGUUGUUUAUGGAGGAAACGACAAGUUCUCGGAUGUGCAUCAUGAAGGGGAAUGGAAAGCUGUCGAUCACGAACCAAUUCGUAAAGUUCUGGAAGAUGCAGUGUACAAAAGAACAACUGACAAAUCUGCACCAAAACUGAAAAAGCGAUUGCUGGGAUCGAUUUUGAAAAUUGGAUCCCCAUACAACGAUAAAGUUGAUAUUGAGAUUGAUGACACCUGCUAUCACAACUUGAUGAGAGCCAUCGAAUCUGCUGGUCAACCGGUCUGUUGGGAAAACGAAGAAAUGGGACAGGCUGCAAUUCAAGGAAGCACUGAGUUCCUCCAAGGAGUUGAUUUACCAGCUGUGAUCUACAAUUUCUUGCAUGAUCUCAAGACCAACAUCGAUGACAAGUAUAAGAAAAGUGACGAUGAAGUGAUUAUUCCCCUUGUCUUUGUGAUCUUUGAGCAGAGAUUUACAAACAUCGUGAACAGCAGAAACAUGUUCCGUAACGACUACAAUUUGUUGAAAUAUCUAGCUGAUACUCAGCUGGGAGUGUUCACUCAAGGAAUGCUUUACAGCACAUUCAACACUAUUGGGGCAACACCAGCUACCUGCAAGUUCACUCGUCUUCUAGUUGAGAAAAUUCUUGGAAAAGUUGGAACAACUCACCGUAAACUGGAAAGCGGCGGAACCCACAAGUCAUGGACGAAGGUCACCAAUCCCAGAGAGCCAACUCUCUUCCUUGGAGUCGACGUUUCCCAUCCAAGCACCCGAGAUCUCAAGGAUCCAGAAUCAGAUGUGAAGAAGAUGUCAGUGGCUACAGUCGUCGGAAACAUUGACAUAGAAUGCACCGAAUACCGUGCUUCCUCCAAAAUUCAAUCGGCCGGGGAAGAGAGAAUCGUCCGAUUCCAGGAUGAAAUCAAGACUCGUAUUGCUGACUUCACAAUGCACAAUAGCAUCCGUCCAGCUCAUAUUGUAGUCUACCGAGAUGGACUAUCAGAGGGAGAUUUCCAGAGAACUCUCUAUGAAGAAAGACUCGCCAUUGAAAAUGCUUGUAUUUCCUUUGACCCCGCUUACCAACCAUCAAUCACCUACAUUGUUGUCACCAAGAGACAUCACACUCGUUUCUUCUUGAAAGACGAAUCCGAGGGAAUUGAGGAGCAAGGAUUCAAUGUCCGUCCAGGAACGCUGGUUGAGGAUUCAGUCACAACCACUAACUACUACGACUUCUACCUCACGACCCAAGUCGGCCAAAUUGGUUUGGCUCGUCCAACUCACUACUAUGUCUUGUGGAACACUUGGCAUGGAUCCCUCCCAACGUUCUGGCCAACUGUCACUCACGCUCUCACUUACAUGUUCUGUAGAGCUACUUCGACAGUAGCUUUGCCAGCACCAGUACUCUAUGCUCAUCUCGCUUCCAAACGUGCAAAGGAGACAAUGGAUGGAGCUAUUGAAGCUCAUAGACUGGUGGGACGAGUUUUCAAUAUGGAUGUGUAUAGCGAUGUGGCUGAACUCACACAGCAAAUCAACAAUCACCCGGAUUUGGAUGGAAUGGUCUUUGUUUAA
Caenorhabditis remanei is the source of this 3207-nucleotide messenger RNA. RefSeq lists its product as uncharacterized. The record is from RefSeq and is a predicted model, not a curated record. Lineage: Eukaryota; Metazoa; Nematoda; Chromadorea; Rhabditida; Rhabditidae. The transcript has 6 exons. The coding region runs from base 1 to 3207 and encodes 1068 amino acids. Gene Ontology annotation, molecular function: protein binding; RNA binding.